CCUCAAAAGUUAGGAACAGUAUCCCUUCCCAAAAUAAUUCCCCUCUGUGAUUUUAGAGCAGUCAAAAAGUCCGUCUAUCGACGGAAUUCACGAACACUUCGCCGUCUAAGCCGCAACUAUGACUGGGAAGUGGAUGAACACGGCGGUUUACGACCUAUCAUCAAUCCAGCCAAGGUGGAACGAGCGACAAAGGAAUGCGCUAAUGAUUCCUAUAUACUUAGCGCUAUCAUGCAUAACUAUAAUAGGCACAAAAUUCCAGGUGGCCAGGUUGAGGUGAAAGUUGAAGUCUGGGUCCAGGAGAUCACCACGAUUUCCGACAUCACUAGUGAUUUUCAAUUGGAUAUCUACAUCUCGGAGAUGUGGUUGGAUCCAGCACUCGACUAUUCGGCAUUGAAUCCAUGUAAAUACAAUUUAUCGUUGAAUAGUGUACUAUUGGAAAAAUUGUGGACGCCGAAUUCGUGCUUUAUCAAUUCGAAAACUGCCGACAUCCACAAAAGUCCAUUUCCGAACAUUUUUCUGCUCAUCUAUGCUAACGGGUCCGUAUGGACGAACUAUCGCCUGAAACUACAAGGCCCAUGCGAAAUGGAUCUCACCAGGUUUCCAUUCGACAACGUCACAUGCUCGCUAACUUUUGAGUCAUUCAACUACAAUACGGACGAGGUUCAGAUGUCGUGGACGCCGUCUGGGGUUAGUAAAAUGCGGGACAAAAUGGAGUUAGCCGACUACGAACUGGUCGAUAUCAAAAAUGUUCGCAAUGUUGAGCCGUAUCCAGCUGGCUACUGGCACGAACUAACCAUGAAAUUCCAUUUUAAACGCCGAGCCGGUUGGUAUAUACUUCAAGCCUAUCUGCCAACCUAUUUGACUAUCUGCAUUUCAUGGAUCUCUUUCGCUUUGGGAUCCAAAGCGAUUCCUGCUAGGACGAUGUUGGGUGUGAAUUCUCUUCUGGCGAUGACAUUUCAAUUCGGUAACAUCAUCCGAAACCUUCCGCGUGUAUCUUAUGUCAAGGCCAUCGACGUAUGGAUGCUCUCAUGCAUGACUUUCGUUUUCUGUUCGCUCCUUGAACUCGCAUGGGUUGGUUAUUUGUCACGAGAAGACGAAUCACCCAGCACACCGCCACCUCUUCAAGUGCAUAGCGCCUCCAGCACUUUACAUCGGCGAAAUCCAGCAAACGAAGAGGAAUCAGCGUUGAUUUCGCUUCGUGACAACGAUUACGGCUAUAUUCCACCGGGAUUCGGCCUCAACGGCAACAUCGCUAGCGCGAUGCGAUCGUUUGGAGCCAGGUGUUCCUGUGAUCCUCACCAAUCAUAUCAGACCGAAGUUGAUGACGUCCACCCUCCAGAACAUAUUUCACAAACCUUCAGCUCACGGCAUCAUCAACGAGAACGAUUGGCCAAACGAAUCGAUACGUUAUCAGCAAUUCUUUUUCCAUCGCUUUUCUCUCUAUUCAAUAUUGCCUAUUGGUCUCACUACCUACGCUCAGAUGGCUAG
Haemonchus placei is the source of this 1488-nucleotide messenger RNA. Lineage: Eukaryota; Metazoa; Nematoda; Chromadorea; Rhabditida; Trichostrongylidae. The record is from the annotation of a GenBank genome assembly.